GUAAUGUACCCGAAGUGCAAGUUAGGUAGAGCAAAGAGAAGAGUAAUCGUCCAACGUAAUACCCUACCAUCAUCAUCGUCAUCAUCAUCAUCAUCAUCGCCAACAUAUGACCCGCGGGGCCCAAACAAACAGCGAUGUCGGUCCAACACUUGCAACUUGAGCCGAGCGUUGUUGUUCACCCGCGAGAAUGGCAUGCCGCGGGAUUAUCGCUGCGUUCCUGCUAAUGGCGGCUAUGGCUAUGGCUACACUAACGUAGCUCGUGCUUGGGCAUCAUCCAUCGUGACCAUGCACAUCUUGCUGCUUGCACUUUCUCCAAGUGCUCUUUUUGUUUUUAAACCUCUUACUGGGAUUCUUAGGGGUGAUCUUCGGGGGUGGGCUGACCGAACUUAA
This is a messenger RNA of Periconia digitata, 390 nucleotides long. The record is from the annotation of a GenBank genome assembly. Lineage: Eukaryota; Fungi; Ascomycota; Dothideomycetes; Pleosporales; Periconiaceae.